GUGAACAGGGUGUUAUAACCGUUGAAUCAUCUCCAGAGAAGUGACCAAAUACAGCCCUAGACUUAACCACUAACCAUUAAAAGGCCUAGCGACCCGUUGUGUUGUCAAUACCCCAGGCCUGUUGUAUCACCUCAACGUAGAUCUUAUCUUCUGCACCGUUCGCCUCCGUAUAUGAAUGACCCAGCCAGUCAGGCAUGUCCGAGCAUCCUCGACGGGUAUAGACGCGUGGAGCUUCCGGAUCUGUCCAACACCCGUACUCAUCCACAAAGUGGAAUCCGGGAGACCGUCGUACCUCUUGAUACUUCAUCCUUUCCCCAAGGUGCCAACCUUGACGCAUUUGCACUGGUGGCCUAUGCGUAUAUCCUUGGGUUGUACUGCGGUGUCACGGAUGUUCUCGUCGGGUUGUUCACGCCUCCAGAUCCGAACGUAUUCCCGUUUCGCCUACGAUGGGACGAUCAAAUAACGUGGGCUACUGCGAUCCGCUUGGCACUUGCUGCAGUUGAUGGUAACCAUGAUCUGCAUAUUCCCCCGCAUUUACUACAACAGACUAUGGAAUUUAAAGAAGGAGAAAGUCCAUUUAUUGCCUUUUUUUCCAGGUCAUACGAUGAAAAUCAGCAAACGGUAACGAAGACACCUCUCUUAUUCUGUCAGUUAAAAGAAGGCCAGUUGUCGUUGUUGUACGCCUAUGAUCGCAUGCACGAUUCGGUAGCGACAACUUUGCUUCGUCAAGUAGUGUCUCUAAUGGUUCAAGCUGCCACUGCCGAGACGAGGCACAUGGCAGUGCCUUUCACUUUGACAGGCAACCUCUCUUCGACUUUGGAGGCCCUCCCACCAGAGUCCAAGGCUUCUUAUUAUUCCCACAUACCGCCGGUUCGCAUUGUGACGGACGUGAUUCUCCCGCAUGUCAAUUCUACUCCUAGUGCUACUGCUGUGUGCUGGUAUCCUCGAUUGGGUCGGCCUGGGGGAAACGUUCCAGACUGCCAGCCUCUGACUUAUAGGGAUCUUCACCGCGGUGGGAAUCGCUUCGCACGUUUCCUCCUACAACUGGGUCUUUCGCCAGAGGACAGGGUGGCGGUUUGUAUGAACCGUAACCCGAUGUUUCAUGUUGUGUUGUUUGGCAUUCUACGUGCUGGCGGCUGUUACGUUCCUAUCGACCCAGAACUGCCAAGGGAACGAGGACUCUAUAUUGCUCAAGACUCGGGCGCUAAAUUCGCGAUCGUCUCAUCAACCCUGGCCGGUGCCUUCGGUGAUGUUAAGUCUGUCGACGUCGAUAGCCCAUCGGUUCAAGAGAUUCUUCUCGGCAUAAGUGACGCGGACGUGGAUCCACCCUCUGCCCAUAACCUUUCUUAUAUGUUGUAUACCUCAGGAACAACGGGUAAUCCAAAGGGCUGUCUAUUGACCCACGAGGGACUUUCGGAAGCGAUCCUCGCCCUGAGCUUUUUCGCCGCUGACGUGCGGAUGGAAGACAUUCGAAAUGGAAGAUACCUUGCUGUCGCUUCUGUGGCUUUCGAUGUUCACCUUGCCGAGAUCUUCAUACCUCUGUCACUGGGCAUGACCAUAGUUGGCGCUCCGCGUUCUGAAUUGUUGGAGAACUUGACGGAACACAUUAACUAUCUUGAUAUUUCCCAUGUCGGCCUCGUCCCGAGCCUUAUAGAUGCAACGAUGUCUACCGUUAAACGAGACGAAGCGGAGAAUGCAAUGAAGUUGAGGUAUAUUGCUAGCGGUGGCGAAAAGAUCAGUGAUUCGAUUCUUGACAAAUGGGGAGAGCAUCCCAAGGUCAGGUUAGCUAACUUCUAUGGACCAAGUGAGGUGACUAUCGGCUGUUCUGCACGAUUUGUGGAUAGCAGCACACCGACAGGCAACAUCGGACGGCCUUUUGCGAACGUUUCGUCGUAUGUCGUUGACAAAGACUUGAACAUUCUCCCACGAGGGGCAGUGGGAGAGCUUGUUGUCGCUGGGCCGCUCGUCGGGCGUGGAUACCACCGUUUGCCAGACCUCACUGCAAAGUCCUUCAUGGAAUGGCCGCGCGCGGGCUCGUGGGCCUACCGUACUGGUGAUCUCGUGCGGAUGUUGCCGGAUGGAACGCUAGAUAUCAUAGGAAGGAUCGAUGCACAAAUCAAAUUACGUGGGGUACGAAUUGAAACAGCAGGCAUUGCAGCCGUACUGCGCCAGGCCGCUCAAAACUGGUCUGGGACAAUCCUCACUUCACAUCCAUCGAUUGCAAGCGGCAACACCGCGCAGCUGGUUAGUUUUGUUGCAUGGGAUUAUCAAGUGCCCAUUACAACCCGUCGCACUGUCAAGCCUUAUGUCAUAUCUUUCCCAGAGGGCUUGCUGGAGGCACUACGUGCUGGUUGUGAGAAGGAGCUGGCGAGCUAUAUGCGCCCUGCUCAUAUCAUACCACUCAGCUGCACUGCCGAUCACUUGCCUGCACCUGGAAUCGUGGAGAAGCUAGUUUCUCUGUUAUCGGGACGAUUAAAGAUACAUCCCAGUCUUUUCGACAUACACGCGAACCUCUUCGGUUAUGGCAUGGACUCCUUGUCCCUGGCACAAUUUGCUUCCGAUCUUAAAAGAAUGUUUGAUGCUUCAGUCUCAGUGGCCGAUAUUAUGCGGAACCCUUCCAUCGCCGGGACGUCCGCACUAAUCAAAUCAACUUCUCUGAAUGCUGCCCGAAGUUUCGGGUACAUCAAAAGGUUUUCCGAGGACUGGCUUCCAUUGAUCGAGAAGGUUAUUCCACCGUCCCGAGUUGAACGCGUCCUGCCUCCGUUGCCCAUUCAGGAAGGCGUUCUAUACCAUUCUGACUCAGUUCCAACGUCGUGCGUGCAACAUGUCAUCAUGAAGAUAUCUGAUGCGGUGCCAAAUUCUCGACUCCGGGAUGCCUGGGAAGCAACCAUGCACAAGUUAGAAAUUUUGAGGACAGUGUUCUUCUUUGGUAGUCAGCUUGUCCAGGUUGUCUUGCGGCCUGACGAGUGUAUACUCCCGUGGUCGGAGAAGCCCCCUUCAGUAGAUGACGACGAUACCUUUUGCACGAUAUUCCUUGCCGAUGAAGCCUCAUCUCUAGCUGAGGACAUAAACCGAUCGUCCGAAGCCUUACCGUUGUUUCGUUUGACUGCGUACCUUCAACAAGACAAUCGAAGGUUGGUGCUAAGCAUCCAUCAUUCCCUGUUUGACGGUAUAUCGUUACCGGUGAUGUUGAAGUUUGUGGAAGACAAGGUCAUUCACAGGUCUUCUAAGUUCGUCUGCAGCUUGGACGAAUUGCUAGAAAUCAUGCAUCAUUCUGAAACUUCCACUGCUCGUGAUUUUUGGACUGGGUGGUUUAAGAGUUUCGAGUGGUCCACCUAUCAGCUGAAGGAGAUUCAUCCAUCCGCUCGGCCACAACGGAAGGAAGUCCCCAUCGCGAAGUCACUUUCUACUAUCCAGGAGCUUGUCACCUCGCACAAGGUUACCUUACAAGCGGUGCUGACGUAUGCGUUCGCUAUCCUCUUGUCCCAACAUGUCCAGUACCGAGACGAUAUUGUCUUCGGUGUCAUUCGAUCGGGGAGGUUACUUCCAGUUGACGGAAUAGAAAGCGCUCCGUACCCCACGUUGACUGUGCUCCCAACUCGGAUUCGCCUCAGUUCAGAAAACUGUCUUCGACGUAUUCAGGAAGACAUAUCAGCAGCAGUAGCCUUUGAACAUGUCCCUCUUUCCAAGGUCCAGAAUUGGAUUAGACCCGGAUAUUCAUUGAUCGACACUCUGUUCGCCGUCACCGUGAAGGACGAAACAAAUUUCAAAGCAUGGCAUGUAUUACACAGCGAUCUGUUACGACCAGACUUUCCGCUAUCAGUCGAAGUCUUGCUCGAUGGAAAGAAGGAUGCUCUGGUCAUACGAGCAGCGUACUACGAGUGCAACAACCUUCCAUCGGCGGUUGAACGUAUACUCGCCAAGUUCGAAACUGCUCUUCUCGACAUUCUCGAGCACGGCUUUACUACUUCGCUUCCGGUUGCAAUCCAAGGAGACCCGAAGAGAUACACAGAACCUGCACACUGGGUUACUAAGGACCCUGUCCAGGAGGAGGAUGUUAAUGGUACUCUGGACCUGCAGCCACUCAACAUGGCAGUAUCCGAAUUCCUACGAGUCUCACCAGAGCAUUUACUGCCUACUACAUCACUUAUCUCCGCAGGCCUGGACUCGAUUAGGGCUGUUGGUCUAUCCAGGUUCCUACGACAACGUGGCUACACCGUGACUGCAGCCGACAUAUUGAGACGCCCCACACUGCGGCAACUUAGUGUCUUCGCAGAUCCCUCCCGUAGUGUACAGCACGAGACGGGUGACGGCAGCAAGGAAUUUCUCCACCGAGAGCUGGAGAGGCUCCAGGAAUAUGUUGAUCCACCCGCUUACAAAUUGUGUGUAGAAGACGAGGUCUCCUUGUUUCCCACAACUGAACUUCAGGCGGGAAUGUUGUCCCAGACUCUCGCCACAUCAGGUCAACUGUACUUCCAUACGUUUGUGAUGACCCUAGAACCGCAAAUAGAUUUGGGUCGCCUGCGGACUGCAUGGAACCACGUGGUACAAAAUCUUAGUAUUCUUCGUACCACAUUUCAUUACCUGUCCAGUGCGAAGACCUGGAUACAGGCUUGUCACACUGCCGCAUCAUGUGAUUGGGCGGUAUGCAACAAUCCGGCCGCAGAGUCCCUACAGGAUAGUAUCAUAACGCUUGUAGAAAAUUUGAAGGCGACCGAUGAUUCCGCGUUUACCGUGCCUCCAGUGUACCUUCGCCUAAUCCAAGGGGAGGAUGGAACACAUCUCGUUUUGCUGAUGCAUCAUGCGCUGUAUGAUGGUCUAUCAGUUACCAAUCUCUUGGAGGUUGUCGAGCAGGUGUACCUGACACAGUCUGUUCCGGUCUCUGUGCAGUUUUUUGAUCUGCUACCUCGCAUCUUGCUGGAGCAGCAUCUCGCGAAUGCAUAUUGGGUGCAAAGGCUGCGUCACUAUCGCCCAGUUCGUUUGCCUACCUGUGUACUCCAGAGAUCUUCUGAGGCGGUCGUUUCGUCUCGAGUGGUGUCUUUCAGUCGACAGAAGACACAACAGGUCUUAUCUGAUGCUGGCGCCACCUUGCAAUGCGUUGGACAGGCUGUGUGGGCAAAAUUCGUGGCCAAAUUAUCAUCAUCGCGGGAUAUCGUCUUUGGUCACGUAGUGUCAGGGCGCUCCUUUGAUGGUGCCGAAGAUGUCAUAGGACCUAUGCUGACUACAGUACCUUUUCGCGUGGAGUUCGUUGCCGGGAUGAGCAACCAAGAUCUUAUUCGACAGAUCCACCAAAAUAAUGUGGACGCACUUUCACGGCAGCAUGUAUCACUUCGUGUCAUUCGGGCGGAUAUGGGUUUCGAAAACCUGUUCCAAAGCCUGUUUCUCUUCCAGCCAAAUUUUUCGCUCCAUCACAACAAGAUCUGGAAGAUGCAUGCCUCUGAAGAGUUCGGUGCACAUGUUCAGUAUCCUUUAAAUGUGGAGUUUUAUGAACUGGAAGACGGUCUGUCGGUUAAAAUGGCUUGCCUUCAAACCGUCAUGGAUCGCCAGAAGAUCGACACCGCAAUGGAGGAACUGCAAGAGAUGUUGAACGAGAUGAUAAACCAUCCAGAGCAUAUGGCCAUCUGUGAUAGUGACAUAACCACUGCCGUUCACGAGGACGUCAGUGAUGUCAUGCCUACCGGGUUGUCUUCCCCCAUUUCACCCGAAUUUGCGAGUAUUCUGUCCUCUAUUACCGGAUGCCCAAUGGAGGAUUUCGAUCCCUCUCUGUCCCUCACAGCCAUUGGGAUCGACUCGAUAACUGCUAUAGCCCUUGGCGCGAAGUGCAGAGAGGUCGGUCUGAGAGUAACAGUGGCCGAUAUAGUCUCUAGCAAGUGCAUCGGAGACCUUGUUUCCAAGAGUAGAACUGCUUUGGCAACGGCUGAGAUGGAUACGACUGUCGAUGGCACUAGGCCCACAGAGGUCUCCCCGGAAGAAUAUGCGAUGGUGGUCAACAGAUUCCCAGUCGCAAUACAGCCGCGGAUUGCCUCGGUUACCCACGCGACGGAAGGCAUGAAAUGGCUUAUAGGGGCGUGGCAGAACAGUGGCCACAGUCGGUUCCAACACGUUUUCGCGUAUGAGGUCAAACCUACUGUCGCCUCCCAGGACGUUUGCAAGGGGUGGGAAGCCUUGGUCACAUACCACCCGAUUCUCCGAUCAACGUUCGCCUGCACGCCAGGAGGUACGGAGCCUCGAAUAGUGACGUUCUCUGAAGACAUAAAGAUACCUUUAGAAGAGGAGAGAGUAGAAGAGAUGGCUGACAGUGACCUGCAAUCGCACAUCGAGAACAGGAUGAGAGGGAUUGUCUCGUCACCAAUGGCACCGACCGCCCCCCAGACAAGGGGGAUCCUCGUUUUGUCCGACCACGGCACUUACUUGCUCCUCCUGGAUGCAUCACUUCCAAUACGAUGCUUUCAUAUCUCUGAUAUGACUGCGUUUCUACGCUCUUUCAACGCAUCGGCGAGCUGUCUUUCUGAGCAAAAGGCCUAUUGGAAAUCCGCAAUACCCUCAUUGGUCAUUCCGAGUUACUUUCCCUCUCUGGUCACCCAGGAAAAUCAUAAAUCAUCACAAAGGACGAUUGUAACCGCAAGAGCGGCUGUCGCGGGGGCGAAAGUGUUGGAACGUAAAGCCCAAGCCCUUGACUUAACAUUGAGCGCUAUCCUCUUGGCGUGUUGGGCAACUGUGCAAUCCAUCUAUACUUCCCGCAAACCAGUCAUCUUUGGACUCUGGCAUGCAGGCCGCACAGGCUCGGUCCAAGGGGUGGAAAAACUUGCCUUCCCGUGUAUGAACGUCUUACCAGUGUGUGUCGACCCUCUGGAUGACUUGGUACAAGGCGCACGUUGCUUGCAGGAAGACCUUCACCGACGAACAGCCAUCGUUCAGCAAACCAGACUUGAAGACGUUGACACUUGGGUGACUCAAGGAAGACGAUUUCCAUUAACAAACGUCUUCGUCAAUGUCUUCAGGACGUCCCAGGGGCCUACGGAUAAUGAGGUCUUUAGAGCCGUUCAGGUGGAUUACAGUGUGCCGGAAGCGGUGGCCCUGGCCGACGAAUCAGUCAUCGAAGAGCUACCCAUAGCACAGCUAAUCAAGGACGACCUAAUGAUUGACAUUGUAAUCGACGAGAAGCUGGACGCUAUAACAAUGUCUGUCGAGAGUGCACCUGCACUUCUGGAUAAUGAUCAUGCUAUGGAAGUAAUCAAGACAUGGUCGGCGACGGUGGAGAGACUUCUGUAAUUAGAGUGAAUAACACGCAAUCAAAAUGUAUGAACAUGUACCGACAAUAAAGUUGAGAGUCUGU
This is a messenger RNA of Pisolithus orientalis, 7336 nucleotides long. RefSeq lists its product as uncharacterized. The record is from RefSeq and is a predicted model, not a curated record. Gene Ontology annotation, biological process: secondary metabolite biosynthetic process; amino acid activation for nonribosomal peptide biosynthetic process. The transcript is spliced from 17 exons. Bases 172 to 7272 code for a protein of 2366 amino acids. Lineage: Eukaryota; Fungi; Basidiomycota; Agaricomycetes; Boletales; Pisolithaceae. Gene Ontology annotation, cellular component: cytoplasm. Gene Ontology annotation, molecular function: catalytic activity; phosphopantetheine binding.